This is a messenger RNA of Cicer arietinum (chickpea), 594 nucleotides long. RefSeq lists its product as uncharacterized. NCBI's taxonomy places the organism in Eukaryota, Viridiplantae, Streptophyta, Magnoliopsida, Fabales, Fabaceae. The record is from RefSeq and is a predicted model, not a curated record.
UAAGAGAGAAGCGUUUACCAAAAGCUAAUAGAAAAAUGCGCAGUGAAUGGGGAAGUGCAAUUGAAAUAGGGAAGUAACAGGGAAACAUUGUUUCAACAAAUCUGUCGCAGGAAAAACGAAAUUAAACGAAACGAAAACGAUGAUUAGUAUUCUCACCCAGGAGCGGUUAUUGGGAGCGUCACUGGGUGUAAUAUUGACGAGUGUGGUUGUAUUGGAGCAACGCAGAUACAUCUACUCUUCUGUAUCGGAUUCCCAAUCUCACUCUCAGGUUAGAGAACCCAUAUUUGGGAAGAAAUCACGUUCUGAAUUUGCACAUUCAUGGAACAAAACUGUGGAUCAAACAUUUGGACCUUUGAUAAAGUCUCUCAGCUCACGAGGAUGGUAGAAAUGUUAUGAGUUUUUAAUACUAUAUAUAUUGUGCAAUUGUGAUAUUAAAACAUGCAGUAAUUGGCCUUUUUAUUUAUCUUCACAUUCUAAAUUGUUUGAAGACCAAUGUGAUGUUAUCUGCAACAUUCACAUGUUCCUUCAGUAUAUGCAUCAAAAUACAUGAUUUUACUAGUUUCUGACUAUUGGAAUUUACUUACAUUGUCUCUA